AUGCGCUAUCUGUCCAAAAAGCACGGGUUGGCCGGACAUAACGAAAAGGAGAGGAUCCGGAUGGACAUCCUCGAGGGACAGCUCAAGGACUUUAGGGGCGACUUUCUGGAGGCCACGUUUGACCCGCACUUCGAAAUGGCUAGAGUUGAGUACCUGAAGAAUAUGCCCAAAAUGCUGAGCCAGUUGUCCGACUUCCUGGGAGAGUACCCGUACUUUGCGGGCAAGUCCAUCAGUUACGUGGACUUCUUAGCCUACGAGCUCAUCGAUUUGCACUACUAUUUGGAACCGGAUGUGUUCGUCAACUUCCCGAAUCUCAAGGAGUUCCUGACCCGCAUCGAGGGUAUGCCAACCAUUCAUAAGUACCAAUACUCAGACAAUUACAUACGUUGGCCCUCCGGACUGGUGGUGCGGUGGUAUAAAAGACUGGUAGCCAACAGAUGUCAGCCUAUGGUUGGUGUGCUAUCCGUAGGGGGAGUACAGUAUAGGAUAGGGGGGAACGGGUGGUGCGAAAUGUUCGGUGCAAUGCUCUGUGCUGUGAGUGAGUGA
This is a messenger RNA of Oppiella nova, 546 nucleotides long. The record is from the annotation of a GenBank genome assembly. Lineage: Eukaryota; Metazoa; Arthropoda; Arachnida; Sarcoptiformes; Oppiidae.